Penicillium malachiteum is the source of this 1386-nucleotide messenger RNA. RefSeq names its product putative Woronin body protein HexA (gene hexA). Gene Ontology annotation, biological process: positive regulation of translational elongation. The coding region runs from base 1 to 1386 and encodes 461 amino acids. The record is from RefSeq and is a predicted model, not a curated record. Lineage: Eukaryota; Fungi; Ascomycota; Eurotiomycetes; Eurotiales; Aspergillaceae. Gene Ontology annotation, molecular function: RNA binding; ribosome binding; translation elongation factor activity. The transcript is spliced from 3 exons.
AUGUAUCUGCAAUACUUCGAAAGGCAUUCGAGAAAAGACGUCUUAAAGUCAGUCAAUCUGGACUUUGACGCCCGCGUCCCCAUCCCCUUCAGUGUCUUCCCGUCGUCGUACCGGAGUGACGCUGUCUCUGAAACUACUCAGACGCGAGUAGAGGGAGAAGUUCAACUCGAUCACACUUCGCACGUCGAACGGGAAGAUACUCGAGUUCCUGCCCCUCUUCCCAACCCUCGUGUUUACGGAAAGGAAGAAGUCGAUAUCCACGUCCAGGAAGAUCGUACUACCCGUCGAUUCGACUCUCAGAACUACCAGUCUACCAACUACGGUGCUGACGUUGAGUUAACUCGUGAACGCUACCCCAACUACCAACAGUCUUCUGUUCGCUUUGAGGAACGUCCCCAAAUCUACGAUCAGCCUGUUGUCGAGUCCCAACUUGACAUCACUGAAAGAGACUACCGUCGCCGUACCUCUCCUACCUACGACGUCGACGGCUCCUACCAGAGUCGUUACCCCGUAGAACCCUUCCAGUACCAGCAGUCGUCCGGCCCCACCGCCGACUACUCGUACGACCGUUCCUACCAGUCCCAGCCCACCGGUGUUUACCAAGGCGAAGACUACACUCGUCGUCAGAUCGAAGUUGAGAAGCCUGCUCCUCGCUCCACUGUUGACGUAAAGUUCUCCGAGACUACUACAGUCCGUGACAUCCCUGCUCAAGCUCCUGCUUUCACUCAACCUCAAGUUCAAGCUCCCGUUCAAUCUCGCAAGAUGGGUUACUACGACGACGAGGGUCAAUACCACUCUUUCCGCCGCGGUGUCGAGCGUGCUGCCGACCGCAUCAUGCACCCCUUCCACGACCGUGAUGAGGCCCCCGCUAGUGGUGCCUCUUACGAGGGUCCUCGUGAGACCGUCCGUGUCGUCGAGCCCCGUAACCGUGGUACUCCCGGCGAGACCGUCGCUAUCCCCUGCCACUUCGUUCGCAUUGGUGACAUCCUGAUCCUUCAGGGCCGCCCUUGCCAGGUGAUCCGCAUCUCGGUCUCUUCCCAGACCGGCCAGCACCGUUACCUCGGUGUUGACCUCUUCACCCGCCAGCUGCAGGAGGAGUCGAGCUUCGUCUCCAACCCCUCUCCUUCCGUUGUCGUCCAGACCAUGCUCGGCCCUGUCUUCAAGACCUACCGCAUCCUCGAUGUCAACGCUGACGGCUCCCUGACCGCCAUGACCGAGUCUGGUGACAUCAAGCAGGCCCUGCCCGUCAUCACCCAGGGUGGUCUGUACAAGCGCAUCCGUGACUCCUUCGCCGAUGGCCGUGGCUCCGUCCGUGCUCUCGUCAUCAACGACGGUGGCCGUGAGCUCGUUGUUGACUUCAAGGUUAUCCACGGUUCCCGUCUGUAA